GUAUAUAUUCCUGGCGAUAUACACAGCGGAGAUGAUAAUCAAAUGCAUAGCGAAGGGUUUCAUUUUGAACAAGUACACGUACCUCCGGAACCCGUGGAAUUGGCUGGACUUCGUGGUUAUCACGUCAGGGUACGCCACCAUCGGCAUGGAGGUGGGCAACCUGGCCGGCUUAAGGACCUUCAGGGUGCUGAGGGCGCUUAAGACUGUCUCCAUAAUGCCAGGUCUGAAGACCAUCAUCAACGCGCUGCUGCACUCGUUCAAACAGCUAGCGGAGGUGAUGACGCUGACCAUCUUUUGCCUGAUGGUGUUCGCGCUGUUCGCGCUGCAGGUGUACAUGGGCGAGCUGCGCAACAAGUGCGUGAGGAACCUCGUAUUGCCGCCCGGGGAGAACUUCACCGACGAACUGUGGUCGCAGUGGAUCAGCGAUCGCUCCAACUGGAUAGUGGAUGACGAAGAAGUGCCUAUAAUUUGCGGGAACCUGACCGGGGCGCGGCACUGCCCUGGCGGGUUCACGUGCCUGUGCGUCGGCCCCAACCCCAACCACGGCUACACCAACUUCGACAACUUCCUGUGGUCUAUGCUCACCACCUUCCAGCUGAUCACCCUCGACUACUGGGAGAACGUUUACAAUAUGGUGCUGUCAUCGUGCGGGCCGAUGUCGGUGUCAUUCUUCACUGUGGUGGUGUUCUUCGGUUCGUUCUACCUCAUCAACCUGAUGCUGGCCGUCGUCGCCCUCAGCUAUGAAGAGGAGUCGCAGAUCACACAAGAGGAAAGGAAGAAGGAUCUUAAUGAACACCGCGACGACUCCACGUUUAGCUUCGAUCCGUCUUCGUUGGCGGUGCGGGCGCUAGCGAAAGACUCCAAGGAACGCAUGGACACCAGGAAGUGGUUACUGCUGGCGUCCUACUCCCGAAAGAGGACCAGGAGACGCAAGCGCGGCAGGAGCGCCAUUCACCACGCGCCGGCCGUCGCGGCUGUGGCUGAAAGGAACGCCCGAGAGAAAUCACGGUCGAGGUCAGUGACCCCGAGCGCGUCGCCCCCGCCGGCGCCUCCUCCCCCGCCUCCGCCUUCACACACGUUGCAUCCUGACAACGCCUUAGGUCGCGGCGCUCUCAGCGCAGCCGGUCGCCAGCUCAGCGACCACAGCAACAACCGAGAGUCUUCACUAGACGACUCCGGCGUAGUCGACGACCACGACGACGGAGAACACACAUCGGACGACCAGGCGCCGCACUCUCACCCCCGGCGGGUGCAUCUCAUGCCCGCACCAGUACACCACCCGCCGACACCGAUGCCACCAAUACAACAGGAAAAACACACAAAGGAGCCCAAAAAAAAACAUUCAAAAAAAACAGAAAAGCAGACUGAGAAAUCGAAGCACGCAGAGAAAAGCAGCAUACAUGAAAGAUAUCCACUGAACCCAGACUAUCUCAAUCAGAUCGUGGUGCUAGGGGCGGACUGGCCAUACAAGCGCGCGCCCGCCCUCCCGCAAGCGGAGACGACGAAAAUUAAUGAGCUCAGUUUAUUGGCAGCCACGCACAAAACUCAUAUGGGCAAUUACGAGCAAAAUUGCACUUUCUUCACAGAUGAACUCGUGGAUAGAAACUGUGAAUGCUGCGUUUCUUGCUGUAUAGACUAUGAAGGCUGGCUUCAUUUCCAAAAUAGUCUAUACGGUAUUGUAAAAGAUCCGCUCUUCGAGUUGUUUAUAACAACAUGUAUUGUUCUCAAUACGCUCUUUCUUGCGUUAGAGCAUCAUGGUAUGAGUGAAAAUGUUAGACAAGCAUUAGAUAUAGGAAAUAAGGUGUUCACAUCUAUAUUUACUUUAGAAUGUAUUAUGAAAGUGAUGGCGAUGAGUAAAGACUUUUUUGCUUGUGGUUGGAAUAUAUUCGAUUUAAUUAUAGUAUCAGCCAGUCUAUUAGAUCUUAUAUUUGAGCUUGUGGAUGGCCUAUCUGUGUUACGAGGCCUUCGUUUGUUACGUGUGUUAAAAUUAGCUCAGUCAUGGACUACAAUGAAAGUGUUAUUGAGUAUUAUAAUAUCGACAAUCGGUGCUCUCGGUAAUUUGACGUUCGUGUUAGUGAUAGUUAUAUACAUAUUCGCUGUUAUCGGAAUGCAGCUUUUCUCUAAAUCUUAUACCCCGGACAAAUUCCAACCGGAUCCAGUACCCAGGUGGAAUUUUAACGACUUCUUUCACUCGUUCAUGAUGAUAUUCCGAAUACUUUGUGGCGAGUGGAUCGAGCCUCUUUGGGACUGUAUGAGAGCAGAGCAAGCAACUGGUGCGGAGAGUUGCUUCUUUAUUUUCUUGCCCGCUCUAGUAAUGGGAAAUUUCAUGGUGCUCAACCUCUUUCUUGCCUUACUGCUCAAUAGUUUCAACAGUGAGGAACUUAAAAAUAAAAAAGAGGAAGUAGGCGAGGAUUCGAAAUUAGCAAAAAGUUUCGAUAGAAUACGUUCUAUAGUUAGAAAAAAAGGUUUCCUUAUAUCGAGAAGUAAAGAGACUGAAAAAAAAUCUAAAUUAGAAGAGCUAGUUAAUGAAUACAUGGCACAACAACGUGCCGUUAAAGAAAAGAAGGUGUCUAUACCAAGUGAGCAGAGGUACUCAAGUUCAAUACAAGAAACCAUACUUUUUCCACAUGACAAUAUUUACAGUCACAGUUAUCAAGAAGCAUUAAAUAGGCCAGUAGAAUCAGAUUUAUUUCCGCCACUUUACCAAAGUGGGAAUAAUUUUAACCACGGUAGCCAAGAAACUUUAAAAGAUGUUCGUGAUUUAGCUACUGAACAUAAAAUUACUAGUAUUAGAGAAGAUUCUAAAGAAAAUUUAGAAGACCCGAUGACACCCAUAGAGCAAAUUGCGGCGCAAAAGUUAUUAAAUCAAAUGUCAUCAGGAUAUCAUACACAGCCGUCUGAUUCGAGAGAUGAGAAUGAGCACUUUGAAAUGGCUCAUAUAUCAAGUAAAACUACACCAGAAAACCACAGGAGGCCGGGAAAUGAAACUCCAACUUUUUUAAGUAAGGAAACUGGGAAAAACCCUGACGAAGAAGAAAUGAAACAUCCAUGGCAAACUUUAGUCUCAUAUGUAGAUGAAUUAACCGUAGGUGGGAGAAAAAAUUCAAAGGGUCAAUACAUGGAUGCGAUGGGAAAUUUUCCGGGAUUUGGGAAACAGAAGGAGCCAAAAGUACCGCAGGAUUGUUUCCCUCGUCAAUGUUAUGAGACAUGUUCCUGUUGGGACUUGUUUAUCCAAACAAAAUUAGGCCAGCGUUGGAUGUUUAUCCGAACUUUUAUUCUUCGGUACGUGGACACGCCCGCCUUCGAGUGGUUCGUUUUGGUGCUAAUCUUCGCCUCUAGCAUCACUUUGUGCUUCGAAGAUAUUCAUCUUGAGAAGAAUAAGCCAUUGAAGAGGAUCCUGUACUGGACCAAUCUCGGCUUUUGCAUGAUCUUCGUCAUCGAGAUGUUUCUCAAAUGGAUAGCGUUGGGGUUCUUCAGAUACUUCACAAGCUUCUGGACAUUAUUAGAUUUUACAAUAGUUUUUGUGUCAGUGUUUAGUUUGUUAAUAGAAGAAAAUGAGAAUUUAAAAGUUUUAAGAUCAUUAAGAACUUUACGUGCAUUGCGACCAUUGCGGGCGAUAUCGCGAUGGCAGGGCAUGAGAAUAGUUGUCAACGCGUUAAUGUACGCUAUACCAAGCAUCUUCAACGUAUUACUCGUAUGUCUUGUGUUUUGGUUAAUCUUCUCGAUAAUGGGUGUUCAAUUCUUCGGUGGAAAAUUCUUCAAGUGCGUCAAUAAUCAAGGUGAACUGCUAUCUUUAGAGAUAGUAAAUGAUAAAUGGGAGUGCUACUACAAUAAUUUUACAUGGAUAAACUCAAAAAUUUCGUUUGAUCACGUUGGAAUAGCUUACUUAGCACUAUUCCAAGUUGCUACAUUCGAGGGAUGGAUGGAGGUAAUGGCCGAUGCAGUGGAUGCAAGAGGAGUGGAUCUCCAACCAGCGAGAGAAGCAAACUUAUACGCUUAUAUUUAUUUUGUGAUUUUUAUUGUAUGCGGUUCGUUCUUCACACUCAACUUGUUUAUUGGAGUCAUUAUCGACAAUUUUAAUAUGCUCAAAAAAAAGUAUGAAGGAGGUGUGCUAGAAAUGUUUCUGACUGAAAGUCAAAAGCAUUAUUAUACAGCGAUGAAGAAACUAGGUAGAAAGAAACCCCAAAAAGUGAUAAAAAGGCCGAGGAACCAAUUCCUCGCGAUGUUUUACGAUUUGUCGAACUCGCGACGCUUCGAGAUAGCCAUAUUCGUACUUAUCUUUUUGAACAUGCUGACCAUGGGAAUAGAACAUUAUGAUCAACCUCACUCAAUUUUCUUCAUUUUGGAAGUCAGUAAUGCGUUCUUCACUACAGUAUUCGGUUUAGAGGCUAUUGUAAAAAUUAUAGGUCUACGUUAUCAUUAUUUUACGGUACCGUGGAACGUUUUCGAUUUCCUCCUGGUGCUAGCGUCGAUUCUGGGCAUUUUGAUGGAAGACAUAAUGAUAGACCUGCCCAUAUCACCUACAUUGCUCCGUGUGGUCAGAGUAUUUCGAAUAGGGAGAAUUUUAAGACUGAUUAAAGCCGCAAAAGGCAUUAGGAAGCUGCUAUUCGCGCUGGUAGUAUCUCUACCGGCUCUGUUCAACAUCGGAGCGCUACUGGCACUGAUCACGUUCAUAUACGCUAUCAUCGGGAUGUCAGUUUUUGGACACGUCAAGGAACAGGGCGCUUUGGAUGAUUUGGUCAAUUUUCAGACCUUCGGAAGGAGUAUGCAGCUGCUUUUUCGUCUUAUGACGUCAGCGGGCUGGAACGAUGUGUUGGAAUCAUUGAUGAUCCAACCGCCAGAGUGUGAACUCGGUGAUGUUGGCCACAGUAACGGCAACUGUGGCAGUCCCCUUCUCGCUAUCACCUAUUUCACCUCUUUUAUCAUCAUCAGUUACAUGAUCGUCAUCAACAUGUAUAUCGCUAUUAUACUCGAAAACUUCAAUCAAGCUCACCAGGAGGAAGAAAUUGGUAUUGUUGAGGAUGAUCUCGAAAUGUUCUACAUAAGGUGGUCAAAGUACGAUCCUCACGCAACACAAUUUAUAAGUUUUGCUCAACUAUCAGAUUUCAUUGCAUCCCUAGACCCCCCGCUGGGAAUAUCAAAACCCAAUACAGUAGCUUUGGUUAGCUUUAAUCUUCCAAUAGCAAGAGGUAAUAAAAUUCACUGUUUGGACAUUCUACAUGCUUUGGUGAAACAUGUGUUAGGACAUGUGGAAGAAACUGAUACAUUCAGACAGCUGCAAGAGCAAAUGGACAUUAAAUUUAAGAAACAAUUCCCCACUAGAAAAGAGUUGGAAAUAGUAUCCUCAACUAGAAUAUGGAAGAGGGAAGAUAAAGCAGCUAGAACAGUCCAACGUGCUUGGAGAGAUUAUGUGAAACGAAAAAACCGUAGUCCAUCGAACGAGGAGGAGAGCACAAAAUGGUCACCAGGUGGAGGUUGGGGAGGGCGCUUGAGUGCCUUGCUUCACGUCCGCAGGAGUUCUCAUGCCUCGAGCCGCAAGUCUUCGAGGGCCUCCGACGCUUCUGACUUCAGCGAAUUAGGGGGAGCGUGGCUUAACCUACCACUGCUCCUACUUCCAGGGGCAACACCGGGCGAACAGGCGGCGAGUGGUACGGAGUCAGCGCCGCCCCGACGACGCUCGGCGUACGGCCUGCCCUUAUUCCUGAGACACCAAGACGCAGUGGACGAAGACGGCGGCCCAAAACGCGCAGGUUCCCUUCGUCUAAGCUCACGGCGGAAUUCAGCCAGGCGGGCAACCACCCCAGCGCGGGCUCGGACGCCCUCUCCCCACGCCAACAACAGCGAAGUCAGCAUCCUCGUGACUGAAGCUUCGCCGGACGCGGCCCCGCCCCCCUCUGCACCCGCCACAGUUGUACGCGUACUCGUACACAGAGAGAGCGACGAACAACCCAGCUGAUCUACCGCCGAGCCCGACGAGGCUCAGCCCCCCGAUUGAUCUAAGGACAUUCUAGUGUCAAAACUCGUAGUUCACAACCCAUAACCUCUUAAGCAGACGCGAUUAGGUUAUCUACUUUAAUUAAAAAUAUCGAGUGACUUUUUACUUUUAACCAAUCGAAAACUUACAACUUUUUGUUAGUAUCGAGAGUAGGUAGUGAGAUUUCACGAACGCCAUUGUUGCCUGAUAAAUCACCUUGAAAUGUGGUGAAUUUUAAAAAAGUAUUUAAUCUAUAACUAGUCGGUAUGUUUAAUAGUUAUAAUGUUGUAAGGCAAUGUUUCGACAAUGUGAUCACUGCGGACUUGUAGUCAUUUUAUCGUGUCUGCGAAACAAGUGCGGUUAUUAUUAGCAUAGAUGGCGCUGCGCAAAGGCUAAUGUAACGGCAAUAUUUAUGAAGUGCGUUCAAGUAAAGUUGCUUUGAGUGCGUUCAAAGCAAUUUUCACAUAAUAAGAAAACGCACGAAAGUGAUACAAUGGGUAGGAGAGGUCUAUUGUAAUUUUGUGAUUUUAAAUUUAUUGUAGCUUAUUAAAUUUACAAAAUAGAACCAGUUCGAAAGAUAUUCAUGUAGAGAUAAUUAGAUCUAAUUUAGUACUUGCUGUCCCAGAUCAAGAGCUGGGGCUUAAUCAGAUUUAUCAAUUUUGGAUAUUUCUGGUGACAUUUGCACAUAAAUAGUACCUUAAUAUUAAACGACUACGUACAUCAAUGUGAAAAUAUUAUUACCUUUAAAAUAAUGUUCCAUACAGCAUACAGUUUCAAUUCCAUAGAGAUAGAAGGGAAAACGCUAACUACUGAUACUUAGGUAGGGUUAAGUGGACAGUACAACAAGGGACACAGACCGCUUUCAUUAUGCGAACGGCUAGGGAGUGGAACUCCUUGCCGAGAUCUGUUUUCCCGGAAUAAUAUAAUCUGGACAUCUUCAAGGCCAGAUUGAACAGGCAUCUUCUAGGCAGGCGUGUACCAUCCUAGGCCUCAUCAUCGCUUUCCAUCAGGCGAGAUGGUGGUCAAACGCCUUGCCUAUUAAGCAUUAAAAAACAGUGUAACAAAAGGAAUAUCUCUAUAUUGUACCCGGCUAUUUGACGUCUGAUGACAGCUGCUUAAUAUGGCAGCAUUAUGGCUAAUAUUAACUAAUAACUAUAAUAAUAAAAGCUGAAGAGUUCGUUUGUUAGUUCGGUAGAACAAGCUAAUCUAAGGAUCCAGGUCCGAUUUGAAUAAUUAUUUUUGUGUAGAUAGUGCAUAGGGACAUCGAGGAUGGCUUUAUGGCUAUUAAAUAUAACGCUUCCACCAAUAGGAGCGGAGCACCAAUGAAAAAUGUUGCUAAAACGGGAAAAAAUAUUCCAAUUGUGAACUUCCGUUGCGUGCGCUGCGUAAACGGUUAUAGUUAUACAAAAACCGUGUAUGACGGAAUUGUUCCCCUAUAUCACUAUAACCGUUUUAGUCAAAUUAAUUCGAGUGAAACUUCUAGUAACUAAUAAAACCACGUCAAGAAAGAGAAUAGACAAAUAUUAAAGGGCAGAGAUAUCCAUUCCUUAUGUUACACUGUCCCCCAAAUGACCCGAUAUUAUAGAUUGAGUUGAAUCUGGUAUUUUGAAUAUUCUAUCUUAUGUGAGGCGAAUGAUUGUUUAUAAAAAUAAUAUUUUACCCUAAACUAACUAAAUUAUUCACUAACAGUCAACUGAUCUAGACAAUAGGCAAACCGAACCAGUUUAAAGUGAAACAACGCUUACAAGUUACAAGAAUAAAUGGUCUCUACGAUUUUAUGCUACAACUAAAUUUAAUCUAUUUUAUCUCUGCAUCAGUAGUGAAUAUAUAUGUAGUAUCCUAUACUAAAAAGGAACUUCCAGUGGCCGCAAUAAUAUAGGUAAGUAACUGUACCUAAGUAAAACUCAUCAUCUGCCUAUUAAUGUCCCCACUGAUGGGGUACAGGCCUUCCCUAUGGUUGGAAUAGGGAGAUUAGGCCAUGACCCACUACGCGGGCCCAGUGCGUAUUGGCGGGUGCUAACGACUGCAGAUGCAGCCGGUACCAACGGCUUAACGUGCCUUCCGAAGCACGGAGGAGCUCGAGAUAGUAAAUUUUUUGGUCACCCAUCCAAUGACCGAGCACUGCGAAAGUUGCUUAACUUCAACGAUCGCAGCCGAACGCGCUAACCACUUGCGCCAUCGAGCUCCUCAAGUAAAACUAUUUCAACAUUUCCUUUGAAUUUUAUGGGUCAUGUAAAUCCUUCUAAAUCCCACCGGAGAGAAUGCCUCAAUAUUCAAAUUUUGAAAGCUUAUUCAGUAACGUAACCAAAAACACGGUUACACACUACUUCAAAUUGGUUUUUCUGAUUAUAUUUUUGUUCGGUAAACAAUUUUGAAACAUUGUCUGCUUAACAAAAGUAGUUACUUUAAAAUAUGAAAGCCCGUGUUGAUUUAAAUUGCAUCUAAUCAAAAAGGUAGGUUUCCAUUAACUGUAAGGUACCUUUUGAUUAAUAUUGUUGCCUUAGGUACCUGAAUAAGGCAAGUAGGAAAAAACUGGAAACCUACAUAAAACAUGACUGUAGAAUAGCCCACCUAAAAUUAUUCCUGGGAUCUGUUAAAUCAAUAUAAUUCAACAUUGUCAUAAAGCAAUGUUUACGAACUUAAACUAACCUACAUAAUAUACCUAGUUAUUUAUAAGUUCCUAGUUAUGCUUAAAAAUCGUGCUGUUUCGUUUUGUAAAGAAAUUUUAUGCCAAGUUGGAUUCAAGUAGAUAUAUUUAUUAUUAUGCUAAUUGCUUUGAUUAUAAACACGUCUAAAUACCGUAUUUACUGCAUGAAAGCGCCCCAAAAAAUAUCUAUUACAUAAUGGUAGAUACGCUCGACGCUACACACGCACACAUUGACUGCUUUCAAACAAUCUGACACACACACACAUUGCGAAUAUCAUAAGCCGUUUUCUUUGCGAGAUUAAUUUGGAUUGCUCUAUUUAGGCGUGUAUAUAAUCAAAGGAUAAUUGUGAGACCAGUCUCAGCGGUGGUUGUAAAUGAAUUUGUUAUUGUAUUGUAAAUAAAUAUUAAUUGUAUAUGUGAAGGACUGAUUCGUCAUCAUUACGUCACAUCCGCUGCUAGUGUAGGUACCCAAAUGAAAAACGGACAGGAAAUAAUAGUUUAAGAAUAAAAGAAGAUUUUCGAUGCUGAUUAGUGAAAACAAAUUAAUAAGAAUACCCAAUUAAAUGUAAACAGAUGUAAUUAAAAAAAACAUAAGUAAUUAAACUUAAAAAAAAAGCUUUCUAGGCUGUAUCUGAUUGUCUAAACCUACUUAUCGUAUAAGGAAAUAUAACUAUUUAAUGACUUUUAAUUUAAAAAAGUAAAUCUCGAACCACUAAAACUUAUUGCCAUCGCCGUUCCAAUAGUUUAAUGGGAUAUUUAUUAAUGUAUAUUCACAUAAACAGCUUCACGCAAACUCAGAGUCCUGAACAAGGUGCGGCGUUUUUUCACGUCCGAUCAACUGUGCUUGUUGUACAAAACGCAAGUGCGGUGCUUGGAAUAUUGCUCGCACCUCUGGGAUGGCUCCACUAAGUACUUACUCGAUGCCCUGAGUAGGUUGCUACGGCGCGUUACCCGCAUCAUUGGCGAUGAAGACGUAACUAAGAAACUCGAGUCUACAAUUACGCCACGAUGUGGCAUCAUUAAGCGCAUUCUACCGACUAUACUACGGCGAUUGUUCUCAGGAGUUAUUUUCCUUAUUCCGCCAUCACCAGACCCUUUUUCCCAGUGGGCACUUUGGGCAAGUGCCCAGGGCCCCGCGAUCGAUAGGGGGCCCCCUCAGAUCAAAUACAAAGUCCCUAGUUUCUGAUAAAUCACCAAACGGGGCUCAUAGGGGCCCCAUUAUCCUAAUAUGCCCAGGGCCUCCAAUGGGUCAAGGGCUUUUAGUCUGGAAAAACGUAAAAUAUCUACACGUAGUAGUGAAGCGUAGCCGCGGCGAGAGCGUGCCCGACUAAAUGAAAUUACCUGACUUUCGUAUUGCCAAAUUAGAAGCGUGUACGAUGAUCUAUAACUACAAAACAUCAUAGAUUGUAAUAAUAUUGGAGUUCUCACAUAUCCUCGUUGCAAGUCGCGAGGCAGGCGACAGGCCUUUCUUACACAUUAAAAAUAGGUAUAUCUACUUAAAUGAAGUACCUACAUAAUGUUGAUUUUUUUCGCGUAGCUACAAUUUUACGUUGCACAAAAUAUUAACAUUUUAUUAUUAUAGCCGACUCCGGUCGGAUGAGUAAUAACCGAUGCCAAAAAAAGCAAAAUGGAUCGUUAAUCAACAUUAUAGCGUUGACUUUACGGCAGAAUAAUGGUUCCUUUAUCACAGGAGCUAAAAAAUAUUUAUGAGGGCGACAUAACCACCUACUUCUGAUAAUGGUUUUACUAUGUGAAUCGCUAUCCUGCAUUCAGUUAAAACUUAAACGGUCUCUUGAGAUCGGGCGGCCGUCGUCGUGUCUGUGCUCCGCCAGUUUAGAAGUGGCGCUGCCUUGCAACCAGCAGGUCAGGGGCUUAUCUUACCCUAGGGCCUAGGGCCAAGAGGGCCAUGGCCUAGUGCGGCAGGCUGUGAGAAGCUGCUGGAAGAACUACGAAGGGCGGCCAUAUAAAAGUAUUCGUUACUGAUCCAUUUUGGAUUUGAUUUACUAAUCCUAGAGGGGGGGAGCAUGCAAAUCGUAAAUGACCCGGGGCUUGAUCUUCUACACUGUAGGUAUUACAAAACUUUAUAAAAAAAAUAGAUUAAUUAUAUCGCAUCGAUAAAGUCGUUCUCAGUCUAGUAAAUCCAUUCUUCCUUUUUUAUCGAAAGUGCUUGAACGUCUCCUUCAUAAACAAAUCAAUAAUUUCCUUACUCGCCAUAAUCUCCUUAAUCCACUCCAAUCAGGUUUUCGUCCUGGCCAUAGCACUGUCACUGCUUUAGUCAAGGUUACUGAUGAUAUACGUCUUGGUAUGGAUAAUGGUCGCCUAACAGUGCUUACUUUAUUGGACUUUAGUAACGCUUUUAACACCGUCGACUUUGAUGUUCUCCUAUCCGCGUUACGCUCUCUUAACAUAUCUCCAACGGUAAUUGACUUGUUUCGCAGUUAUCUGUAUGGGCGUAGGCAGCGUGUUCGCCUUGAUGACCAAUACUCGUCAUGGUGCGACACGUCUGCUGGCGUUCCGCAAGGCGGCGUAUUAUCUCCACUUCUUUUUGCAUUAUUUAUUAAUACUAUCUCUUUAAAUUUAUCUUCAUCCUACCACCUUUAUGCAGACGAUUUACAGAUAUAUUGCCAGGCUCCACUUGAAAAACUUGAAGAAGCAAUAUUAAAAACCAAUCUUGAUUUAUGUCGAAUUGCAGAAUGGAGUAAAGCUUUUGGCCUUAAUGUUAACCCUACUAAAACUCAAGUUAUGGUUGUGGGUAGCUCCAGAUUAUUGUCACAAAUUAACUGGAUUGCUCUUCCUAAAGUAAAAUUCGAAGGAACUGAUAUACCUUAUAGUACAACGGCGAAAAAUCUGGGAGUUAUAUUAGACAGCACAUUGAGCUGGGAGCCACAGCUACAAGCUGUAAGUCGAAAGAUGUAUGCGUCUGCUGGUUCAUUAAGAAGACUUCGUAACUUUUUACCUACUGCCACUAAAAUUAUGCUUUCUCAAUCUCUGUUACGUCCAGUCCUUGACUAUGCUGACGCCUGCUAUCCUGACCUUACGGAGGACCAGCUAAAUAAACUUGAGCGCCUUCAAAAUUUCUGCAUCAGGUUCAUAUUUGGUUUAAGAAAAUAUGAUCACGUUUCCCAGUAUCGCUCUCAACUCAAGUGGCUUCCAAUUCGUCGUCGCCGGGAUACUCAUAUACUUUCCCUUCUUUACAAUGUUUUGUUUAAUCCCUAUUACCCCAAUUAUCUCAAAGAACUUUUCAGUUUUCUCCACAGUUCCCAUGCCCAGACGUUACGCUCAUCAGAGAAUCUGAGCCUUAAAACUCCUGCACACAAUACCUCCUUUUAUAAAUACUCUUUUUGUGUUGAAGCUGUGCGCCUCUGGAACUCCCUUCCUGUUGAGAUUAGACGUGCACAGACUAUAGGAAAGUUUAAAAGUGAGGUUAAGGAAUUUUUCCUUUUACAAUAAUUGUUUGUGUUGUUGCCAUGCAUUCUCCCACUUCUUGCUUGCAUCAUAAUAUUAUUUUAAUUUUAUUAAAAAUGUGUAUUUUAUUUUAUGUACCGAUGUAUGUUUUUGUUUGUUUACUUGUUUUUUUUUUAUCAGUUUCUAUUUUAUAUUAUGAACAGUAAUUUUUAUCAUGGUUAUAUUUUGUUUUCCUUUUUUUUUUCUAUUUUAAUUUUGUAAUUGCACACCCCCUCUUUAAUUGAAUUUCGACUCUCCAUCCUAUGGUUGUCUGGAAGAAAUGGCUACAUAGCCAUAAGACCGCCAAUUGUCCGCCUUUUUAAAUUAUUG
Chilo suppressalis (striped riceborer) is the source of this 12395-nucleotide messenger RNA. NCBI's taxonomy places the organism in Eukaryota, Metazoa, Arthropoda, Insecta, Lepidoptera, Crambidae. The record is from the annotation of a GenBank genome assembly.